Messenger RNA from Platichthys flesus (European flounder), 3265 nucleotides. It is a transcript of the gene gda, whose product is annotated as guanine deaminase. NCBI's taxonomy places the organism in Eukaryota, Metazoa, Chordata, Actinopteri, Pleuronectiformes, Pleuronectidae. Gene Ontology annotation, cellular component: cytosol. Gene Ontology annotation, biological process: guanine catabolic process. The record is from RefSeq and is a predicted model, not a curated record. The coding region runs from base 210 to 1571 and encodes 453 amino acids. Gene Ontology annotation, molecular function: guanine deaminase activity; zinc ion binding. The transcript has 14 exons.
GGAAAUCUGUGACCGUGGGAUAUUUGAACCUAUAAUGACUAGUGUCUUCUCAACACGCACGCAGAAGAACACCCUUUCUCCUCAUUGGCUGCGGAUGGUCGAUGCAAUCAGGUGGAGCCGUGCGUCCUGCUCAGCGAAGCUCAAAACCCCCGUGCGCUGCCGCCGCUGCAGGUAUCCGACUGCUGGACUCGGGCUGAUCUGCUGGAGGGAUGGCGCACGCUUACAGACCCACCGCCGCAAUCUCGCACGUCUUCAGGGGAACCUUUAUCCACUCGACGCAGAAAAAGGCCGUGCAGAUUCUGGAAGACGCGCUCCUCGGAGUGAACGCGGAGGGAAAGAUCGCAUUCAUUGGAACAGGUGUCGAGCUGCACAAGCUGUCUCAGGCGUUUGGAUUCAGUCCGUCUGAGGUGACGCAACUGACACAACAUGAGUUCUUCAUGCCAGGAAUGGUGGACACCCACAUCCAUGCAUCCCAGUACAGCUACGCAGGUACGGCGCUGGACCUGCCCCUGCUGCAGUGGCUCAAUACCUACACCUUCCCUGUGGAGUCCCGCUUCAAGGAUUUGGACUUUGCCAACCGGGUCUACACACAAGUAGUGAAAAGGACCUUGAGAAACGGAACAACCACUGCAUGUUACUUUGCUACCAUUCACAGCGACGCCUCACUUCUGCUGGGUCAGAUUGCAAACGACUUUGGACAGCGUGCCUUGGUGGGUAAGGUGUGCAUGGACAGGAACGAGGGUGUGAAACACUACAAAGAGACCAUCCAGGAGUCGCACGAGGAAACCUCUCGGUUCAUUGCAGAGCUUUUAAACAAAAAGUACCCCCUUGUGAAGCCGAUAGUGACUCCUCGCUUUGCACUAUCCUGCACAGGAGCCUUGCUCGGACAGCUGGGAGCAAUCGCUAAGAACAACAACCUGCACAUUCAGAGUCAUAUCAGUGAAAACGUUGAGGAGGUGAACCUUGUAAAGGAGCUGUUUCCUGAAUCAGAGUCGUACACGGACGUCUAUCACAGACACAACCUGCUCACAGACAAAACAGUGAUGGCCCAUGGCUGCUACCUCAGUGAUAAAGAGUUGGAUCUAUUCAGAGAGACGGGAGCCUCUGUGUCUCACUGCCCCAAUUCCAACAUUGCAUUGUGCAGUGGUUUGUUAGAUGUCCGCAACGUCCUGAACCACAAAGUGAAGUUGGGGCUGGGAACAGACGUGGCGGGGGGGUACUCAGCCUCUAUGCUGGACGCUGUGAGGAGAACCUUGGACACAUCCAAAGUCUUGACCAUCCAAGACCCGGAGUACAACACACUCACCUUUGAGGAGGUGUUCAGACUGGCCACACUAGGCGGCAGCCAAGCCUUGUCCUUGGAUGACCAAACAGGGAAUUUUGAGGUGGGCAAAGAUUUCGAUGCCCUGAGGGUGAACGUAGCUGCUCCUGGUGCACCCAUCGACCUGAUCCAGUGUGAAGAGCCAAAGAUUCUGUUGGAAAAGUUCUUGAAUUUGGGUGACGACCGUAACAUAGUGGAGGUGUUUGUGGCCGGGAGAAAGGUGGUACCUUUUACAGAGCCAGCGGAGUAAAGCUUUUGGAUUCUCUGCACAUUUCAAUCUGUCUCGCAGCUUAAGAUACUCUGAAAGUUGUGAUAUACUGUAUGCAGCAAAGGCCUGAUCAACUGGAACUACAUAUGGAUGCAAAAUAGUGUACUUUGUAUUUUAUCUGUAAAGACGAAUAAGUCAAAAAGGAAAAUUGAUGAUGAAUAUUUGAAUGUUAAAUCCAGAGGUUAGAAUAGGUGCGAUUAAGUGAAGGUCAUACAAAUAGUGUUAGUCUGAAAUGUAGACUUAUCCUCAAGAAUUCAAAGUAGUGACUGAUCAGUACAGGGAAUAAGGGAUUUAUCAAGUGCACUUUUACUGUUAGUUAUUACAGAGAUAGUUAGUUAGUUGCUCAUUUUUGCAUAAUGAAAUACAUUUUUAGGUUCUCUUUGUUUAUGUUAACACGAUUGUACACUAACACUUUUUACAUAGACACAUUCUAACUGACAAAGAUCAAACUACUGGGGAUUUAAGCCUGUGUAGGGUAUUAACAACUACAUAUUUCACUGAUUCAUUGAUUGAAUAAAGUGAAGAAACUAACUAACUAAGUGAUAAUAGCGUUGGACUAACGUAGACUGCAAUGAUUACUUACUGUGGGUUCAUGGUCCCAUUUUCAUUCUAGUGUAGCUAGAAAAUGUAUUAUUAUAUAACUGGUUUUGCCUAGAUUUGAAUGUUCAGAGAUGAUUGUUUGUUUUUUUUCACUGCACACUCCAUUCAAAUGCAUCCACGAGUGUUUAAAAGGACACAGUACUAGACUGUGUUAUUUGCUGCGUCCGCUGUCACCUUUCCAUUUGUCGGUCUGCUCCGUGCACGAACUGAAACUAGAAUCAUAUAUUAUAUUUAGCUGCAUUAACACAUUUCUGAUUUGGUCAUAUCCAUCUCCUGAGUUGACCUUAGGGAAAAGAGAAACGAGCCUGGUUUGUUAUUGUGAGAGUCACGACUAUAGUUUUUUAUACUAACCUUAUAUUUACAUAUUAAUUCUAAUGGUUUAACCACUGUUAUGGAAAAUUCCUCUGGCCAGUGUCUAAGGUUAUGGAAAUCCCCGGACUAGGUGUCUCACUGCUGUGACCUUGGCAAACAGGGAGUUUGCCUCAGCGGAAAUAGCAGAUAGACACAGAGGAGGAGUUCAUAUCUUUUUUCAUAUUACGUUUUAUGAAGCACCUCUUUGUAUUAGUUCUGGCAUGACUUUUUUUUCAUAUUAUGUGUUAUGUAAAGCCUCUUUGUAUAAGUUCUGGCUUUUGUGAACCUGCGGCCAGUUGUUCCAUUUUGAGCAUCCGUGCUUGUUGUGUAAACUCUGCAGAGCUUACUAUUAUAAAGACUAAAUGGCAAUUCCAGUCUGAGCAUUUCAUUAUUCCAAAUCUCAAGAUGAAUUUCCAUCACACCACUGAGAUGAUUUUAAGGACCACCCAUAUUAAAUACACUUUAUUUAUACACAAUAUUUAUAGUCCUCACUGUCUCAUAAUUGUCAGGAAAUCAAGGGAAAUGAAAUGCACACACUGAUGAGUAUGUUUUUGUCUUGAUAAAUUAGGAUGUAUUUAAGACAAGAUUCCUUUUUUUUACUGAAAUAUCACUAAUUAUUUUAUUAUCAGAAAAUAUAACAGAAAGAUCAGCAAAUUGUAUAUGUUAAAGAUUCUCUUCAUGCGUCACAUCAUGGGGGAUUGAAAUAAAAAAUACCAACAAGUCUA